Molecule: messenger RNA, 543 nt
Organism: Clonostachys solani
Lineage: Eukaryota; Fungi; Ascomycota; Sordariomycetes; Hypocreales; Bionectriaceae
Source: the annotation of a GenBank genome assembly
AUGAAGCCCAGCAUCAACAAAACGGGCAAGUCAGCCAAAGCCACGCCCGCGACAAUCGAGCCAGUCGCGAACUCAAACCCCACCCAGCUUGAGACAAGCGACGCAUCCAAUCCUCGGCAGCGACCCCAGAAGCCGAACUUCCAAGAGAGACGCCAUUACUAUGGUGCUAUGGAUUACAAGCUGGUGGCACGAACCAGUGACACCGAGUUCGACAAGACCCGAGCGAAAACCAAGAGGGAGAUGGAUGUGAGCCCUGUGGGACAGCACUCGUACUUUGUCAUAUUCUGGAAUGGCCGUGGCGCCAACUCGCUCCAGCUCCUUGUCAGGAAAGCAUUGUCUUCUCUUGAAGUCACCAAGCUCGAGGCCGUACAGACAGGCUCUGCCGACCAAGACACGACGGACUGGCCGGUAGUUAUUUGCGCUACGGUGAAGAAGAACUGUGCUAAGUGGGAGCUAGCACUCGACGCUGCGCUCAAGGUGAAGGAAAUUCUCGGCGGCUGGGACUUUGAGCACAUUGAGUGUGAGAUCAGAGAGGAGAAGUGA